This is a messenger RNA of Penicillium canescens, 711 nucleotides long. RefSeq lists its product as uncharacterized. The transcript is spliced from 3 exons. Bases 1 to 711 code for a protein of 236 amino acids. Lineage: Eukaryota; Fungi; Ascomycota; Eurotiomycetes; Eurotiales; Aspergillaceae. Gene Ontology annotation, cellular component: RNA polymerase III complex. The record is from RefSeq and is a predicted model, not a curated record. Gene Ontology annotation, biological process: transcription initiation at RNA polymerase III promoter.
AUGAGGAUUAUUGACCCUCAAACCGCCGUCCUGACCAAUGUCGAGGUCCUGGCGUACCUAACUUCCAAUCCACCCCGCCGGCCGCCAAACCCGCCACCAAACUCGCGCAAUUGGGUCCCUAGCCCCGAUCUCAGAGACCAUAAUACCGUCGUAAAGGAGAUCCACAAUUAUGCAAAUCGUCUCUCUCCCCACCUUCUUAGAUACCCCCGCUACACAGCCCGACCCUCAUCCUCGCAGUCGCAAACACAAGCCGCCAUGACCGGCACACUACCAGCCCAAACAUCAAUCACAGACCCCGAUACAGCAUCCCUUCCUCCGCCAAUUCCCUCUACAGAACCAACACCCAUGGACAUCGCCCUGCGUGAUCUAGUAACCCGCUUGCAGCCAUACGGUCUAACAAAAGCUGAGGUCGUCAUGAUCUUGAAUCUCGGUCUGGGCUUGAGUGCUACGCCUGAAGCUACCGACCAAGGUGGCGAGGUAGUCGUUAAUGGUGACGGGGCUAUGGAGGUGGAUGAACAGAAUGGGGAUGGGCAGGCUGCGGAGGGCGAAGGCGAGGAAGAAGAGAUGAGUCCUGCAGAUUACACUGCUAUGGUGUUGUUGGAUGCUGUCGUUGAGGAGAGGGAGUUGAGACUUAAUGAUGAGGAUGUAGCUGCUGUAUUAGCUAUCAUUCGGGAGACGCUUACUGCAGAUUAUGAGAAUAUCAGAGGGUGA